This is a messenger RNA of Rhea pennata, 2791 nucleotides long. It is a transcript of the gene ACVRL1, whose product is annotated as activin A receptor like type 1. Gene Ontology annotation, cellular component: BMP receptor complex; plasma membrane. NCBI's taxonomy places the organism in Eukaryota, Metazoa, Chordata, Aves, Rheiformes, Rheidae. The record is from RefSeq and is a predicted model, not a curated record. Gene Ontology annotation, biological process: cellular response to growth factor stimulus; transforming growth factor beta receptor signaling pathway; angiogenesis. The transcript has 9 exons. Gene Ontology annotation, molecular function: ATP binding; transmembrane receptor protein serine/threonine kinase activity; metal ion binding. The coding region runs from base 422 to 2059 and encodes 545 amino acids.
UUCUCCCACAUCCAGAUCACAGAGCGCUUGCCAAACUGCUGCAUUCGGACAACAGGGACGUGGAGCGGAGCCCCUGGGGUUCAGACGGGAAUUGAGACUCGCCGCCCUGUCCCCAGCUGGGACGGGUGACGCUGUGGCUGGGGUUUACACGAGAGCCCACGCUCUGCCCCGUCAGCCUCCCGUCUGCAGCGCUGGGAAGGUCGGUGUGCAGCGGGGAGGGGAGGGGAGCAGACCCAUGAAGCUACUCCAGGCCAGAGUGCACGGCACGGAGGAGAGCUGCCCAGGGUGAGCCAAGUGUGUCUCCUCCGAGCGUUGGACUUGGGCUCAAGACGAAAGGAUCGCAUCUGGGACAGUGUUGCCCAGGCCUUGCUGGUGACAAAGAAGAGAAGAAGUGCGGAGCUGGAGUCAGGCAGCGCUCUGCAUGCCCGUGGGACCGGCUGGCGAAGGCAGAUGCUGCCCAGGGAAGGGGCAGAGCUGUAGAAAAAUGCCCCGAGGAGCCGCCGGGACGGUGCUGCUGGCGAUUCUGACCGUUUCGCUGAGCUUUGCCGAUGACGAGCUGCUCUGCGCCUGCGACGUGCCGCACUGCAACGUCUCCACCUGCUCGGGGAAGGUGUGCUUCGUCAGCAAGAAGAAGGAGGAUGGGAAAAUCACCCAGAACAAGGGCUGCUUCUCGCAGCACCUGCUGGAGAACUGCCGCGGCCCCGUGAUGGAGCACUUCGGCAUGAAGUGCUGCCACGCCAGCAUGUGCAACGCCGACCUGGAGAUCUACCUGCGAGGCGAAGAGGCACCGGGGAAGGCGCCUUCCCUGCCCAGCCUGCUCCUGCUGAUCUUCGUGCCGCUGCUCGCGCUCCUGCUCCUCGCGGCGCUCACGGCGCUCUUCGGCUGGAAGCUGGCCCAGCACCGCCGCGCGGCGGCCCGCAGCCGCGGCGGCGACACCGACCUCAUGCUGAAGACGUCCGUGUUGGGAGACAGCACCCUGGAGGACCUGCUCAGCGACGACUGCACCACGGGCAGCGGCUCGGGGCUGCCCUUCCUCGUGCAGCGCACGGUGGCCCGGCAGAUCGCGCUGGUGGAGUGCGUGGGCAAAGGGCGCUACGGCGAGGUGUGGCGCGGCGUGUGGCACGGGGAGAACGUGGCCGUGAAGAUCUUCUCCUCGCGGGACGAGCAGUCGUGGUUCCGCGAGACGGAGAUCUACAACACGGUGCUGCUGCGGCACGACAACAUCCUGGGUGAGAACCGGCCGGCGGGGACCGGGACCGGGACGGGGACCGGCCACCACCGCCGGCCGCUCCACGCCUCGCUGCUCUCCUGCCCUCCAGGCUUCAUCGCCUCUGACAUGACGUCGAGGAACUCCAGCACCCAGCUGUGGCUCAUCACCCACUACCACGAGCACGGCUCCCUCUACGACUACCUGCAGCGCACGGCCCUGGACAGCGAGACCUGCCUGGGGCUGGCCUCCUCCAUCAUCUGUGGCCUCGUCCACCUGCACGUGGAGAUCUUCGGCACGCAGGGCAAACCCGCCAUCGCCCACCGCGACCUGAAGAGCAGGAACAUCCUGGUGAAGAGCAACAAGCAGUGCUGCAUCGCCGACCUGGGGCUGGCCGUCAUGCACUCGCAGGGCAGCGACUACCUGGACAUCGGCAACAACCCGCGCGUGGGCACCAAGCGCUACAUGGCCCCCGAGGUGCUGAGCGAGCAGAUCCGCACCGACUGCUUCGAGUCCUACAAGAAGACGGACAUCUGGGCCUACGGGCUGGUGCUCUGGGAGAUCGCCCGGCGCACGGCCGUCAACGGCAUCGUGGAGGAGUACCGGCCGCCCUUCUUUGACGUGGUGCCCAGCGACCCCAGCUUCGAGGACAUGAAGAAGGUGGUGUGCGUCGACCAGCAGACCCCCGUGGUGCCCAACCGCCUCUACUCCAACUCGGUUUUGUCGGCCCUCGCCAAGAUCAUGAAGGAGUGCUGGUACCAGAGCCCUUCGGCCCGGCUCACCGCCCUGCGGAUUAAAAAGACGCUCAAGAAGCUCAGCCAUUCCCUGGAAAAGCCCAAACAGGACUAUUGAGCGGCCGCAGGAGGCGGCUCCGGCUGCGCCCCGCUGCGGGGAGCGGCCGCCCGCGGCCCCCCGGCCCUUCCCCGCGCACGCCCCAGCGCCUCCGGGGCUCUUCGGGCUUUUUAAUUUGAAAAGAAAAAGGAAAAAAAAAAAGGCAACUUUUCAAGCCCGUUUAUAAAAAUACCCCCUAGAUCGGUAACCCGACGCAGGCAGCAGGGCCGUGGGGCCGGGGCUCUGCCCGUACCCGGCUCCUGCCGGCGGUGGCGGCAGCAAUUCCCCGGCAGCGCUUGCUCGGGAAGCUCCGUCCGUCCGUCUGUCCCUGCCUCGGCCCGCAGGAGCGCUCGCCGCGGUGCAAAGCUGGCCCAGGCUGCGAGCCCCCUCCGGCCGCCUGGCAGUUCCCGCAGGAUGCUGCCCGCUGCUGCCAGCCCGCGCUCUGCUUCUGAGCCCCUUGGGGGUUUUCCAUGGCGUUUUGGCAUUUUCCAUGGGGUUUUGCUUUUUUUCUCAAGCUAUUCUGGUGCUUUCCAUGCCGCUUUGGUGUUUUCCAAGCUGUCCUGCCGCUUCCCGAGGCAUCCCAGCCCAUGCCGGCGAGCUCGGUGGCUGCCACGGUGCCUGCAGCCCGGCCCGGCGCCUCGGGCCCUGGUGGACGGGGCAAGGGGGGUCGGCAAGCCCAGCCCACGGCCCUACUCUGUAAUUAUUUAAUUAUCAAGAUUUAAUAUAUUUAAUAAAGGCUGAUUUUAUCUCCCA